CAAAUAAAACAUAUCACCUCCGUUUUCUCUGUCAACCACCCCAGAGACUUUGGAAUCACCCUUUCAUCUUUUCCUCAUAGAAUCACUUCCCAGUGUUGCACGGCUCCCCACGGUGAAGCUCGAACCAGAAGAUUCGACCCUUCGCGCUCCUCAUUAGAUCUUUUAUUACGAUCCUAUAAAUACCCAAUACCCCGCCAUCCCCCUCCUUUCUCCGGUAAUCGACACAAUCUACAACUAUGGUGAAAGACACAAAGUUCUACGAGAUCCUCGGGGUCUCCCCAGAUGCGACUGAGGCUCAGCUUAAGUCUGCAUAUAAGAAGGGUGCGCUCAAGCAUCAUCCAGACAAGAACGCACACAACCCCGAAGCCGCAGAGAAGUUUAAGGACCUGUCACACGCGUACGAGGUCCUCUCCGACAGCGAUAAGAGACAGAUCUACGACCAAUAUGGUGAGGAGGGUCUCGAGCAGGGCGGUAUGGGCGGCGGCGGCAUGGCUGCCGAGGAUCUGUUCGCACAGUUCUUUGGCGGCGGCGGCGGCCCCUUCGGAGGCAUGUUCGGCGGCGGCGGUGGUGGUAUGAGGGAGACCGGCCCCAAGAAGGCGCGUACGAUCUCUCACGUCCACAAGGUGUCGCUUGAGGACAUUUACCGCGGAAAGGUUUCCAAGCUUGCUCUCCAGAAAUCCGUCAUCUGCCCCAAGUGCGACGGUCGCGGAGGAAAGGAGGGUGCGGUCAAGAAGUGCACAGGAUGUGAUGGUCGCGGUAUGAAGCACAUGAUGCGCCAGAUGGGUCCUAUGAUCCAGCGAUUCCAGACCGUCUGCCCCGACUGCCAGGGCGAGGGAGAGAUCAUCCGCGACAAGGACCGAUGCAAGCAGUGCAAUGGAAAGAAGACCAUCAUCGAGAGGAAGGUCCUCCACGUCCAUGUCGACCGUGGUGUUAAGAGCGGCCACAAGAUCGAGUUCCGCGGCGAGGGUGAUCAGCUUCCUGGCGUCGAGCCUGGUGAUGUCGUGUUCGAGAUUGAGCAGAAGCCCCACGCUAGGUUCCAGCGCAAGGAUGACGACUUGUUCUACCACGCUGAAAUCGAUCUCUUGACUGCCCUUGCCGGUGGCCAGAUCCACAUCGAGCAUCUCGACGAGAGGUGGUUGACCGUCGACAUCAUCCCCGGAGAGUGCAUCAGCCAAGGCGAAGUCAAGGUCAUCCGCAACCAGGGUAUGCCUUCAUACCGACACCACGACCACGGCAACCUGUACAUCCAAUUCGACGUCAAGUUCCCCGAGCGAUUGACCGGACCCGAUGGUGGCAACAUCACCCCCGAGCAGAUCAAGGCCUUGGAGAGCGUCCUCCCCCCUCGUGCGCCUCAAGCCUCUCUUCCUCCACCAGACGCCAUGACUGAGGACUUCACCCUCGAGGAUGUUGACCCAACAAGAGAGCAGGCCCGCGCCCGUGGAAUGGCCAUGGACGAGGAUGACGAUGACAUGCACCCCGGUGCCGAGCGCGUCCAGUGCGCGUCGCAGUAAAUGCAUAACGAAGACAUUGCGGGAUGAUUAAUGGCAUACACGAUGAGGGUGGGCGGGAAUUCAGCGUCAGCGUGCGGAGCGGAUUCGACACAACCGGUCUGGGCACGAAAUACGAACUAGCAUUGGGGUCGGGUGUUCAGAGAGCGCGAGCGACGAAGCCUCUAUUGGGCUUCGGAAGCUAACGUUCGGAUUUUCGGGCAGCACUUCGAGUGCUUUCUUUCAGUCUCAAGAAUUUCGAAUCCGCUGCUCUCUGUUAGGAGUACACAACACCUGCGUUUCCCUUAUCAUACCCCUUCCUUCCCUGUUUUUGCUUGCUUUUUUGGUUCCUAGUUCCAUCUAUCAUCCAUCUUUUUUCCCCCUCGAGCUUUCUUAUAGACCAUGGCGGGCUUCUUCUUCUUCUUUCAGGACUGGCUAAAGACCCGCCUUUUC
This is a messenger RNA of Aaosphaeria arxii CBS 175.79, 1940 nucleotides long. RefSeq lists its product as uncharacterized. Gene Ontology annotation, molecular function: Hsp70 protein binding; ATP binding. The record is from RefSeq and is a predicted model, not a curated record. Gene Ontology annotation, biological process: response to heat; protein refolding. Gene Ontology annotation, cellular component: cytoplasm; cytosol; nucleus. Bases 237 to 1511 code for a protein of 424 amino acids. The transcript has 4 exons. Lineage: Eukaryota; Fungi; Ascomycota; Dothideomycetes; Pleosporales.